Messenger RNA from Akanthomyces muscarius, 1272 nucleotides. RefSeq lists its product as uncharacterized. The record is from RefSeq and is a predicted model, not a curated record. Lineage: Eukaryota; Fungi; Ascomycota; Sordariomycetes; Hypocreales; Cordycipitaceae. Gene Ontology annotation, cellular component: cytoplasm. The coding region runs from base 1 to 1272 and encodes 423 amino acids. Gene Ontology annotation, molecular function: exopolyphosphatase activity. The transcript has 3 exons.
AUGCGAGCGAGACAGGCGACAUAUACAUAUCUAAUACACCGCCCACUGGGAAGCCUUGGUGGCCCUCGUCCUUGCCUGCAGCGACAUUUUUUAGUGCACACGCGAGCAAGCAUGACGACCAGUACAAUAUCGCUCAAGACAUUCUUGGCUGCAGCCAAGGAUGCUCUGGCUAUGCCACCUGCUCAGCGUUCUCUGCCGCUGACAUUUGUCGUGGGCAAUGAGUCGGCUGACCUCGACUCGCUGUGCUCAGCAGUUGUUCUGGCGUACAUUCGAUCUCAUAUUGCGCCUAGGCGCUUGCACAUCCCCUUGUCAAACCUGCCUCGGGAGGACCUCGCCAUGAGAAUUGAACUUGGCCCGAUUCUUGCCAAGGCCGAUCUCGAUGAUUCCGAUCUCAUCACCCUGUCAGAGCUUCCGCAGGAUUUGGACCCCAAAGACACAGACCGUGUUAUUAGCUGCAUCGAUCACCAUGUUGACGAGGGCGCUGUUUCCGUGCAGGCUGCGCCGCGUGUUAUCGAGACGUGCGGCAGCUGCAUGAGUCUCGUGGUAGACACUUAUGCAGAUGCUUGGCGCAUUUUGGCCCACGGCGAACAGUCGCCAGUCACUACCAAGAAUAUUAGCAAGGACCUCAACCAGCUCGCGCAGGUUGCCCUGGCCCCGAUACUCAUCGACACCGUCAAUAUGACAGCCACCGCCAAGAUUCGCCCCAAAGACUCUCGCGCAGCAAAACUACUGGAAGAAGAGCUCAUGCACGGCCCCAACUUUGACCAGACGGCAUACUUUGACAUCAUCACAGCCGCCAAGGAAGACCUGUCCCAGCUCAGCCUGCGUGACAUUCUCCGCAAGGACUACAAAGAGUGGGAGAAUGGCGGAAUCAAGCUCGGCAUUAGUUGUGUUGUGCAAAAUUUCGACUUUUUCCUCGAAAAGGCGGCCUCCACGAGCAAAGAAAGCGGCGAAGAUGUGAUGCUGCGGGCGCUGCACUCGUGGGCGCAGGAGCAAAAGCUCGACAUCGCGUCCAUCAUGACCACGUCUAAUCCGGGCGGCGAGUUUCAGCGACACCUGCUCGUAUGGGGUCUUACUGGUGGCGGUAAGAAGGCGGUCAAGAAGUUUAGAGAGGAUACCACGGAGAAGCUGAAGCUGGAGUUGUGGAACGAUGGCAUUUUGGACGAGCCAGGAUCCAGGCAUGCAUGGAGACAGCUUGCACUGGAUUCGAGCAGAAAGCAAGUGGCGCCGAUGUUGCGCGAUGCCAUGAAAUGGGCCAGUGCUAACUUGUAG